Fonsecaea multimorphosa CBS 102226 is the source of this 2085-nucleotide messenger RNA. RefSeq lists its product as uncharacterized. The coding region runs from base 1 to 2085 and encodes 694 amino acids. The record is from RefSeq and is a predicted model, not a curated record. Gene Ontology annotation, cellular component: cytoplasm. Lineage: Eukaryota; Fungi; Ascomycota; Eurotiomycetes; Chaetothyriales; Herpotrichiellaceae. The transcript is spliced from 8 exons.
AUGACAACAAUUUCGCCUCAGGUUGCGGUUGUCGACUUCCACCACGCUCGUGGUCCAGAGGUCGAGUUCUGGAUACAAAGCGAUGGCCAGAACCUCUAUAAACUCAACGACUGGUCGUUGUUGCCGUUCAUGGCGCUGUCAGACGGGGCUCACGCUAUGGCAGAGGAGUUCAGUUAUUUUACGCUGCUCGACAAUCGCAGUCCAGACUCAGGCCCCGUCGAAACGGCAUCAAGCUCUGAGGCGAGUCCGCCCGGUGCGGCUGCAGUGACGAGCGCCGCCACGAGUCUUUUCGGGAUCUCCUGCACGCGACAGAUCCGGACGGAGAAACUCAAGCGGCGCUCCGUGGACGUGACGCGGUCGACUGUCCAGAAGGCCGUUGUCGUCAUCUCGCCCACAGCGAGGGGCAUGGGAGAAUUGAGAGAAAGACUGGGGAUCGUCACGGCAGCCUGGUUUGCGCAGGAAGAUUUUUCGGAUAUCUCGAUUUUGAAGGAAUUUCAAGAGAGUCUAGUCAGAGUUUCGCCCACGCACGAGGAUGGGAAGGAUCAUCAUUUUGGUCUCUCUCUUCGAGAACUGAUCUAUGAGUUUAGACACCAGACUUUGGCGCUGGUCAAAUGCCUUUUACUACAACGGAAGAUGCUCUUCUUCGGCUCCAAGUGUGAAAGGCUGUGCAUGAUGCAGUUCGCCUUGAUAUCGCUCAUUCCUGGACUCAUUGCAAACUUGCAAGACGCAGCAGACCCGAGCCUAGAUACGUACGCGCAGAGCGCGCAGAAGGCGACGAGCUUAAGGACAGGCGAUAGAGGUUCAUUAUUAGCAUUCAUGGGCUUGCCGUUGCAAAUAUUCGGAAAGGGUUCAAUAUUUGGCCCGUACACUCCUCUCCAACAACUCGACAUCCUCGCCGACUAUGACACGAAAUCCUAUGUUGUCGGCUCCACCAACAGCCUCCUCCUCCAGCAAAAGGAAAAAUACAGCGACAUUCUCAUCAACCUCGACGAAUCAAACUCUAUGACAAUUACUUCUCCUUCUUUGCGCGCCGCGCUUGCCCUAAGUGCCGCGGAUCGUCGUUGGAUCGACUACCUCACACAGACCGUUCUGGAUACAUGGGAUCCAGACAAUCCGAGUAGGCCGAGAAACAUGGGCUACGCAGGGUCCGAAGACGCGAUCCGCAUGCAAUUCGAAGAAUACAUACUCUCUCUGCUCAGUAGCAUGGCAUAUCAGAUCUACCAUGAGUCCCUGACGGAAAACAACAUCCCGGCCUCCGUCGCAAAUAUAGAGAGCUUCCCGGAACCUGGGGAUACCGCGUCCGAUUUCAACCCGGAAUUUUUGGCCAUGUGGCGAUCGACCAACAACUUUGCGCUCUUUGACCGCCUCACACGUGGCAAUCGCAUCUUCGACAUCAUCGAGCCGCGGCACCCGACGGGCGGGGGUUUGAGCGUUGAGGAUCUGCAAAGGAGAGUGGCCAGGGGAAUGGCGGAUCUUCACCUCGACGAGAGGGUGAGGGAGGGAAGAGAGCAACUGGGCCGCACACUGCAGAGCGGACGGGAGCGGGUGGAAGCCGGGAUGGCGAGCUUUUGGGCUCAGGUGGAAAAGGCCAGGGAACAGAGGGCGCAGCAGCGGGCGACGAAGAGGACGAGUGGUAGCGGCAGUCACAGCAUUACGAGGAGCAUUGGCGAAGGGUCCGAAAGCAGAGACACCCAAGAGACGAAACCGGCCGCGGCUCUGUCGAGUGCGAGCUCGAACUCGAGUUGGAUGGUUGUCGAGCAGCCCGAAGGUGGUGAAGCUGGAGCUGCUGGAUCCAGGGCGCAGGCGCGGCCUGUUUCGCCUCCGACCUCCACCUCCACCUCCACCUCAUCCACGGGUACCGGCGGCACCUGGACAGCGACCGGGUCGAACUGGCGGGCCCCGCGCGUCGACACCUCGCAGAUCCAAGCGUCGGCACGCGAGGGCGCGGCUCGCGCGGGCGCCUACCUCAGCGGCUGGGGUACCUGGGCGAGGCAACGCAUGCAACAGUCUCAACAAGGCAAGGAGGACCCGUCCCAGACCGCGCCUGGACCUCAAGCGGACGAGACCGGGGCGCCCAGUGGUUGA